UGCAUCUUGGCCUUUUUAUUCUGCCUCCUCUCUACCCUCUCCCCACUCUUUGGACAAUGGAAAGUGGAUCGCCCUUCCUUGAUUGUCUCUUGCAACACACUCUCAGAACUAUAUGCUCAUUUCCCAAUUCUUCUACUUCUUCCAAGUGGGUCUAUGCUGUCUUCUGGAGGAUAGUACCAAGAAAUUUUCCCCCACCUAGGUGGGAGUUUGGAGGGACUGCUCUUGAUCGAUCCAAGGGAAAUAAAAGAAACUGGAUCCUUGUAUGGGAAGAUGGGUUCUGCGAUCUUAAUGAAUGCGAACAAGGGAGGAGUGGAUACUUGAACAACAGGUUUGGAGCUGAUGUAUUCUUCAAAAUGUCUCAUGAAGUUUACAGUUAUGGAGAGGGACUAUUGGGGAAAGUGGCAGCAGAUAAUAGUCACAAGUGGGUUUACAGUGACACUCCAAACGGGAGUGAAAAUAAUUACAUUGGUGCGUGGAAUGCUACAAUCGAUCAUCAACCAAGGACGUGGGAGUUUCAGUUAAAUUCAGGUAUUCAGACAAUUGCUGUCAUUGCUGUCAGAGAAGGCUUAGUACAACUGGGUUCAUUUAACAAGAUUGCUGAAGAUCUCAAUUUAGUGGUCAACAUACAAAGGAAGUUCAGCUACCUACACAGCAUACCAGGUGUAUUUUCCAUUCAAAGACCACAUCUACCCAUUCAACAUCAUCCAUGCAUUGUCAAAAACAAUCUCCAAAUGAUGGAAAGCAAUGAAAUGACUCUAUCUGCCUAUAAUACCAACCAAGUAACCAAAGUCUGUGAUGAAAGAUCAAGCUUUUUUUCCAUCAACUUGGGUAGGAAUCCACCACCACAGAAUGGAACAACAACAGUGACACCUCUUUGGUCAGCUCCACCUUCUUUGCCCAACAUGUCUUGCAGUCUUGGAGCUUUGCUAUCAAAGCUUCCAUCAGUAACUUCUUCCCACAAUCCCACUCAAGUUCAUGAAACCAAUAGGAGCAACAGCACAUGCCAAAAAGUGAAGAUUGAGGAAUGCAUAUUUCACAUUGCUGAUGAUGGAGAUCAGAACAAAAAGGUAGGGUGGUCCUAAACAAAUAAUGUAGAGUUCAAUCAUCAAUGAAAUCUUGAAUUGGGUCUGUGAGAAACUCUUUCGAAGAAUGACCAUAAACACCCUUCAUUUUAGUAG
This is a messenger RNA of Abrus precatorius (Indian licorice), 1178 nucleotides long. RefSeq names its product protein RICE SALT SENSITIVE 3-like. NCBI's taxonomy places the organism in Eukaryota, Viridiplantae, Streptophyta, Magnoliopsida, Fabales, Fabaceae. Bases 57 to 1082 code for a protein of 341 amino acids. The transcript has 7 exons. The record is from RefSeq and is a predicted model, not a curated record.